Messenger RNA from Fomitiporia mediterranea MF3/22, 1302 nucleotides. RefSeq names its product S-adenosyl-L-methionine-dependent methyltransferase. The transcript is spliced from 12 exons. Lineage: Eukaryota; Fungi; Basidiomycota; Agaricomycetes; Hymenochaetales; Hymenochaetaceae. Gene Ontology annotation, molecular function: O-methyltransferase activity. The record is from RefSeq and is a predicted model, not a curated record. Bases 1 to 1302 code for a protein of 433 amino acids.
AUGGCUACAGAGAUUGAAGGACUCAGGGACAUCAUCUCCUCCUCCAUCAAUAACUUUAUUAGCAUCUGCGUAAAAACUGGAGUAGACUUCCCGUCUCUCAAUGAGCCUGUUCAUCCUUCCGAGUUCUCCCCUGACGGAAUUCACAACCACCCAGAGCUCAUUGCUACUCUGCAGUCUCCUGCUGCUCAUCUGUGGGACUCAGCAUUCAAAUUCACCCUUCCUAUUUGCCUCGGCAUCGCAGAAGGAACGCACGUCGCCGAAAUCAUAAGGGAUGCUGGACCCAAGGAUAUGCAUAUCAAUGAUAUCGCAAAGAAGAGCGGCGUCGAUCCUAAGAAGCUUGAACGUGUGCUAAGGUUCCUGGCGACAAACCAUUAUUUCCGCGAGGUGAAAGAGAAAACUUUUGCUCAUAACCUCCUGUCUUCGCUGCUUGAUACAGGAAAGGAUGUAACAGAUGAUUUUGUGGCUACUAAGCAUAUUAACACAAAUGGGUUUGCUGCUAUUGCUGGCUACGGAGCAGAUGAAGUCAUGACAUCUGCACAGGGAUUUAGAGAAGUCAUGCUCGAUCCGAAAACAGCUUUCUCUGAGGAAGUAAAUGAUAGCGGUUUCCAAAAGGCAUUCAAAACGGAACUACCAUUGUGGGAUUUCUAUGAGCUUCCGGAAAAUCACUACCGUCGCGACCGCUUCACUGUGUUCAUGUCCAGCGCGAAUAAAAUGCACCCAGAGGCAAUUCUCGCAGGUUACGAUUGGGAACAGAUUCCGAUUGGCCUAUUGGUUGACGUCGGUAGCGGAAUGGGCCACGUCGCCUUAGAAGUUGCAAAGAAGUUCCCAAACAUGCAGGUUGUUCUCGAGGACCUCAAGUCAGUGAUAGACAGAGCAAAAGACUACUGGAAUGAGAAAGUACCGACUCAUGUUUCGGCCGGAAAGAUUCAUUUUAUUGACACUGACUUCUUAAAGGAACAGCCUCCUCUACCAGGAGCUCCAGAUGUGUUUCUCCUCCGCUGGAUAUUACAUGAUUGGUCCGACAAAUACCUGAAGGAAAUGCCAGUUAAAGAGACGGGUGCUAUUGUGAAGCCUGCUCCAGCUCCUCUCCUGCCAAACUUUGGCGGAGCAAACUCGCUCUCCUAUGCAAUAGACAUCGUUGUCUCAACGAAUCUGAAUGAUGGAGAACGUACAAUACAAGGCUUCAUUGAUAUUUUGGAAGCGUCGGGUUGGCAGCUGUCGUACGUUCGGAGGCUCUCAAGGAACAAAAUGUUCUGGCCGAGCAUUAUUGCUGUACCAAAUCCCGACUACAACACUAGGUGA